Ochotona princeps (American pika) is the source of this 1163-nucleotide messenger RNA. It is a transcript of the gene LTAP1, whose product is annotated as chromosome 2 C1orf43 homolog. Gene Ontology annotation, biological process: phagocytosis. NCBI's taxonomy places the organism in Eukaryota, Metazoa, Chordata, Mammalia, Lagomorpha, Ochotonidae. The record is from RefSeq and is a predicted model, not a curated record. The transcript has 7 exons. Bases 179 to 940 code for a protein of 253 amino acids.
CCUUCCGCUUCCGCUUCCGCCAUGUUUUUGCGCCGGGUCCGGCUUGGGCUUACCCCGUGAGGAAAUGGCCGGGGAGCUUCAGGAAACCCAGGCGCGGUGCUUGCUGCGGCGCAGCCUGGGCUGACGACUCAGGGUGGCGGGUUGAACCCCAGCGGUUCUGCGCAGGCUAGGGGAGGCCAUGGCGUCCAGCAGUAACUGGCUGUCUGGGGUGAAUGUCGUGCUGGUGAUGGCCUACGGGAGCCUGGUGUUUGUACUGCUGUUUAUUUUUGUGAAGAGGCAAAUCAUGCGCUUUGCAAUGAAAUCUAGAAGGGGACCUCACGUCCCUGUGGGACACAAUGCCCCCAAGGACUUGAAGGAGGAGAUUGAUAUUCGACUGUCCAGAGUUCAGGAUAUCAAGUAUGAGCCCCAGCUCCUUGCAGAUGAUGACGCAAGACUGCUACAGCUGGAGACCCAGGGGAACCAGAGUUGCUACAACUAUCUGUAUAGAAUGAAAGCUCUGGACGCCAUCCGUGCCUCUGAGAUCCCAUUUCGCACUGAAGGUCGGCAUCCCCGUUCCUUAAUGGGCAAGAAUUUCCGCUCCUACCUGCUUGAUCUGCGAAACACUAGCACUCCUUUCAAGGGUGUGCGCAAAGCCCUCAUCGAUACCCUGCUGGACGGCUACGAGACGGCACGCUACGGAACAGGGGUCUUUGGCCAGAAUGAGUACCUGCGCUAUCAGGAGGCCCUGAGUGAGCUGGCCACCGUGGUGAAGGCACGAAUGGGAAGCUCUCAGAGGCAACACCAAUCCGCAGCCAAGGACCUCACCCAAUCCCCCGAAGUCUCCCCAACAACCAUCCAGGUGACGUACCUCCCCUCGAGUCAGAAGAGCAAACGUGCCAAGCACUUCCUCGAAUUGAAGAGCUUUAAGGACAACUAUAACACCCUGGAAAGCACUCUGUGAUGGAGCCGGAGGACUCUUGCUGUAGACUGAGCCAGAUGCAGUGUGCAAGAUGGGCUACUCCCCGGGCCGCCCCCGGGGGUGUGGCUGAGCAGGCUGGGACAGAUCAGCCGACAUUCACGGGCGUCAGGAGGUCAUCUCCAGCCCUUUGUCACAGGCAUUUUCAGAUCAUCAACUCACUUUAUUUUCCUUAGUAGCACUUUUUCUGGAUUUGAAUUCAGAUGUC